UCCACCCACCGAUCACAGUUCACAGGGGUACAAAAUCCCGAGAGCAGAGUACGCGACGCUCUUGCCCACCACCACUCUGUUGAGGAGGAGGCAUUCACUCCACGGCACGGCGAGGCGGGGGCGCCAAGGCAGGACAAGGCCAGGAGGAGGGCAUUAGCGGAGGCGGAGGCGGGGGACAUGGGGGUGCUGCGGAGCACGCAGAGCCUGGAGGCCGAGGUGGAGGAGAUGCGCGCCGCGCUGCUGCUCCACGGCGGCGCGGGCUUCGGCGCCCGGAGGUCGGGCGGCGCCGCGGCGAAGCGCGCGGCCCGGCCCGAGGAGGCCGCCGGCGCGGAGGCGCGCACCGUGUGCGUCACCGGUGGCACGUCCUUCGUUGGGUUCGCCGUCGUCGACCGGCUGCUCCGCCACGGGUACAACGUCCGCCUCGCGCUCGAGACGCAAGAGGACCUUGACAAGCUGCGGGAGAUGGAGAUGUUUGGCGAGAAUGGAAGGGACAGGGUUUGGACUGUUAUGGCAAAUGUGAUGGACCCAGUGAGCUUGCAUGAAGCUUUCGACGGCUGUGUUGGUGUCUUUCACACCUCAUCACUUGUGGAUCCAGGGGGCAUCUCCGGUUACACGAAACACAUGGCACGUUUGGAAGCCAAAGCAGCAGAGCUCGUGGUUGAAGCAUGUGUGAGGACGGAGUCCGUGAGGAAGUGCGUUUUCACCUCGUCGCUGCUGGCAUGUGUCUGGAGGCAAAACUACGCUCGUGACCGCAGGUUCCCAACCACCGUUGACGAGAACUGUUGGAGCGACGAGAGCCUCUGUCGCGACAACAAGCUCUGGUUCUCACUCGGCAAGACGAUGGCGGAAAAGGCGGCAUGGAGGGCGGCACGGGGAACAGACCUGAAGCUAGUGACCGUAUGCCCUGCACUCGUAACAGGGCCAGGAUUCCGGAGGCGGAACCCUACUCCAUCCAUUGCCUACCUCAAAGGAGCGCACGCCAUGCUGGCUGAAGGCCUGCUGGCCACCGCGAACGUGGAGAGGGUAGCGGAGGCGCACGUCCGCGUGUACGAGGAGAUGAACGGCACGGCCGGCGGGCGGUACAUCUGCUACGACCACGUGGUGCGGCGAGCCGAGGAGUUCGCCGAGCUGCAGCGGCAGCUGGGGCUCCGCGCCCCCGCCGGCAGCAGGGUUCCCGCGGCGUCCGAGCCCGACGGCGACGACCGGGCGGCGCGGUUCGAGCUCUGCAACCGGAAGCUGACGGCGCUCAUGUCCGCGCGGAGGAGGUGCACCUACGACGCCUACAUCCCCGUGUCGUACGAGUGAAAAGUUUGGGGGGCGGCGAGCUGUAUGAUGGUAGGAGAGAGAGAACUGAGCGACGGUAGAGCAGACACGGCACAGCGAAGGCAGAGGGUGGGUCACGAAGAACAACCAAUUUGGCGGAAUAGAACAGAUCGACGAUAGCACACAACAGCACGACAUAGCGGAACGGCACAACCAACCAAUUUGGGGACAUUUAACUAUUUGCCAAUGAGGAUCUCUGAAAACGCAAGGCAAGCAAGACCAUCAGCCAAUGAACUGGCCUGUUUUGACAGGGCCCAUCGGUAGUCACUCCAGUGGGCCGGAAUUCUCGCAACAAAAUGAAAUGAGAGAUGGUCGAAAGCAUCCUCUUC
This is a messenger RNA of Setaria italica (foxtail millet), 1652 nucleotides long. Its product is annotated as cinnamoyl-CoA reductase-like SNL6. Gene Ontology annotation, biological process: steroid biosynthetic process. Gene Ontology annotation, molecular function: 3-beta-hydroxy-Delta5-steroid dehydrogenase (NAD+) activity. The coding region runs from base 178 to 1305 and encodes 375 amino acids. The transcript is spliced from 6 exons. NCBI's taxonomy places the organism in Eukaryota, Viridiplantae, Streptophyta, Magnoliopsida, Poales, Poaceae. The record is from RefSeq and is a predicted model, not a curated record.